AUGCCAAUUACCAUCCGAAGAGCCACCAUAGAAGACAUGCUGUGCAUGCAAAACGCUAACCUGCACAACCUGCCGGAAAACUAUCUAUUCAAGUACUACAUGUACCACGUACUCUCGUGGCCCGAAGCUUCGUUUGUGGCCACAACCACAGACGACGUGGGAUUCGGCGAGUUCGAUGAGCUGGCAGCAGGCGCCAAUGCGUCCCGCUGCAAAUGCGACCCUUGCUAUGUGCGUCCAGGCGAAAAGCUCGUUGGCUACGUGCUGGCCAAGAUGAACGACGAUCCUGCAGCUGCACAAAGCCAGGACGCGCUGAACGGCCAUAUCACCUCUCUCAGCGUCAUGCGUACUUACCGUCGCAUGGGGCUUGCCGAGAAACUGAUGCGCCAGGCGCUGUUUGCGCUUUCCGAAGUGUACAAGGCCAACUUCGUAUCGCUUCACGUAAGAAACUCCAACCGCGCUGCGCUUCACCUGUACCGCGACACGCUGGAGUUCGAGGUCCUAGACGUUGAAAAGAGCUACUACCUUGACGGUGAGGACGCCUAUGCCAUGAAAAAGGUGCUCGACACAGAUGAACUGCAGCCGGCCAAUUUCCAGCGCGGCGUAGCUCAAGACGAUCUCGAGACCGACUUGUUGCAAGAGAAUCCUGAGCUUCUGCAGGAGGGCAUACAGAAAAACAAGGUUUAA
Messenger RNA from Lachancea meyersii CBS 8951, 684 nucleotides. NCBI's taxonomy places the organism in Eukaryota, Fungi, Ascomycota, Saccharomycetes, Saccharomycetales, Saccharomycetaceae. The record is from the annotation of a GenBank genome assembly.